UACUUGGAUUAGCCGAGGCUCGGUAUUCUAUCUGUCAUUCGCCAUUCUGUUAAUUUCGUGCUAAUGAAACGAAAACCUUUCGGAGUGAGUGUGAAGAAAUUGAUGUAAAAUAAAAAAUGUAAAAAAAAAGUGAAAAAGAGUCUCUCAGCGUGACAAAAAAGAGAAUCAGUAGCGUGCGAUCGAGCACAGGUAUGAAGCGGGGUUGGGGCUAGGAAACUCCAUCAGCGCACGCAACCGGUGCUCUUCAGAGCGUCGCUCGGAGCAGUCCCUAUUUAAGCAUCAGAUGUGGAAGCUAAUCCGGUUGCUUCAACCUUUGCCAGACCGUUCAGACCUCCAGGAUUCAUUUCCGGUCACCUACACGAGAACCGUGCCUGUACCAGUGCCCGCUCCUUGUCCGGCUCAUUUUCCUGUACCGGUACCACAUCCAAACGCUGUGCCCCAUCCGGCGGUUGAAUCGGCGCCUGUCCCAACGCUUUCCAUCACAUAAAAAAACCCAUUUGAUACGCAAAUAAAAUCACUAAAAUAAAAAUAAAAUGUUUUUAUAUUUUGCCGAAAUCUCGAUUUGUUCUAAC
Anopheles merus is the source of this 572-nucleotide messenger RNA. RefSeq names its product cyclin-dependent kinase inhibitor 1C-like. Bases 284 to 487 code for a protein of 67 amino acids. NCBI's taxonomy places the organism in Eukaryota, Metazoa, Arthropoda, Insecta, Diptera, Culicidae. The record is from RefSeq and is a predicted model, not a curated record. The transcript is spliced from 2 exons.